AUGUGGGUCAGGGUCAAGUCCGACACGGAAGAGGUUAAGCGCAUGUGCACCGGCGCAGACAAGGGUGUUUUCGGCUACCCGGUCGGAUGGGAGCCUGGGAUGGAGGAGACGUGUGGGAAGUGCUUUCGAGUGUGCGUCGUGAGUCUCGAUUACAGACAGACGCCUGUUGUCGGCUUGUCCGUUUCUGGCGGACUCGUAGCGAUUUCCCGCGGAAAGACGCCGACCUAUGGCUGGUACUUCCCAUUCGAGUCGUUGACGCAUCUGUAA
Ostreococcus lucimarinus CCE9901 is the source of this 267-nucleotide messenger RNA. RefSeq lists its product with no specific name. The transcript has a single exon. The record is from RefSeq and is a predicted model, not a curated record. Lineage: Eukaryota; Viridiplantae; Chlorophyta; Mamiellophyceae; Mamiellales; Bathycoccaceae. Bases 1 to 267 code for a protein of 88 amino acids.